Plenodomus lingam JN3 is the source of this 792-nucleotide messenger RNA. RefSeq lists its product as uncharacterized. The record is from RefSeq and is a predicted model, not a curated record. Gene Ontology annotation, cellular component: membrane; endomembrane system; SNARE complex. Gene Ontology annotation, biological process: intracellular protein transport; vesicle fusion. NCBI's taxonomy places the organism in Eukaryota, Fungi, Ascomycota, Dothideomycetes, Pleosporales, Leptosphaeriaceae. Gene Ontology annotation, molecular function: SNAP receptor activity; SNARE binding.
AUGUCAACAAACCCCCCACAACUCUUUCUGCUCGCAGACCACAUCAAGCUCUCAUUGCUCGAGCGACAACGAGCCAUCUCCCUGAACCUCUCGCCAAACAGCCAAGAUGGCCAGAUCUCGCGCUCACUCGAGCAAUUGCGCUCUGGUAUUGAAUCGCUCGAGUCGCAAGUCCAGGACAAACCAGACGAAUCCAUAACCUCCCAACUCCCCCGUCUACGUACCCAACUCGCCGACCUAACCUCGCAAUUCGACCGCGCAUCUUCCUCCUCCACUACCCUCGCAACCCCAAACAACCCCUCCCUAACUCCAGACUUCACAGCCGCAAAAUCAAAACCACAAUCCCACAAAACCGUCCGCUUCACCGACGCAGACCCCAACACCUCCGGGCCCCCAUCGCCCACCGAAGCCGCAACCCGCGCCUCCUUGUUCCCUUACCGCGACGACCCCUCUGCCGCCGACGACACCGCACCACCAGACCACUCGGACCUUGACAACCAGCAAAUCCAUGCCUACCACAGCCGCAUCAUCGCCGACCAGGACGACCAGCUCGAUGCCCUCGGCGCGAGUAUUGGCCGCCAGCGCGAACUCAGCAUGCAGAUUGGGGAUGAGCUCGACGGCCAGGUGAUGCUGCUGGAUGAUGUGGAAGAGGGCGUGGAUCGCCAUGCGGCCCAGUUUGUAAGAGCGAGGGGCAGGCUCGAUCGCUUUUCGAGAAAGGCGAGGGAGAAUUGGAGUUUGACCGUCAUUGUCGUUUUGAUUGUCAUACUCGUCUUGUUGAUUGUCAUUACCAAGUGA